AUGAUCGAUUAUUUGACUCACAAAGUGAACCAAUGGAAACAUAUGCGUCAUCUUCAACUUGGUUCUGUUUUUGGUGGAAAUCUUUUGACUCAAAUACCCGAUACGAUAGUAGAAAUGCCUAGUCUCGAAGAAUUGGAUCUAUCCUUCAAUCAAUUAUGUGUACUUCCAAGCAACAUGUAUAUUCCUUCUUUAUUACAUUUGAAUGUUUCUCGUAACAAGUUGGAUUCUUUACCCACAAGUAUCGGUCGAUGCCAUGGUUUGAAAACUCUGAAUGUUAGCAAGAAUCAUCUUACAACAUUACCUGCGAAUUUGGUGGAACUGGACAAUUUAGAAUUAUUGGAUAUAUCGGAAAACUUGUUAUGUAUUAUGCCUGCUGAUAUAUUGGAACGAAUGAAAACUACUUUACUGAUCAGUGGGAAUCCACUCACUCGUCCUGGACAUUGUGAUCUUUCCAAUUCUUCAGAUGCCUAUGCUCAAGUACUCAAACGAAUGACUAUGCGUGCCUUACCUAUGAUGCCUUCAUCAUCAGCUUCUUCAUCUUCUUCAACAACAUCAUCCAAAUCUGUCUCUGUACCAACAAUAACACUAAGGGAUGAUCAUCACAACAACAAUAACAAUGACAAUGAUGAUGAUGCUUCGAUUGAUCGUGAAUUAUCCUUUUUAGCUCAACAAUUGAAUGUACAAGGUGCACGAUAUCCUCUUACAGCAACUUUAUCUAGAUCUGGCUCACCAUUAUCAGAGAAUCCAGCGACAACAGAUGAUACGAUGAUGGAAAAUUCUGGUGGACUUGCAUGUACAUUAUAUGACCAUUCAACAAAUUCGGAAACAUCAGUAAAUACCAACAUUGUUCAUUCAUUACGGGAACUAGCUACACGAGUGAUAUUACAAUCCAAGAAGAAGGUACCUUUACAUAUGAUUCCUCCUCAUUUAGCCAAUGAUCUCGCCAAACAUAAUCGUCGCUGGUGUGCCAAAUGUCAACAACCUUUUGUGAAUGAAUGGUUAACUUCUGUGCAAGUCAAAAGCUAUAGUGGUCAUCCUGCUGUUGUUCGUCGUGUCCGAUUUUGUUCUACUCGUUGUUGGCAACAGUAUCUUCAUUCAAGGAAAUCUGUGGUAUGUGUCCAUCGUGCUGAAUCUCAACCUAUUUUACGACAAAGUGCUGAACAAGAAGAAAGUGAUUGGUUACAAGCAUCAUCUCUGGUUACUGACUCUCUAUGUUGAUCUCUUUUUUUUUUUUUUUAUCAUUAUUAUUUU
Molecule: messenger RNA, 1251 nt
Organism: Halteromyces radiatus
Lineage: Eukaryota; Fungi; Mucoromycota; Mucoromycetes; Mucorales; Cunninghamellaceae
Exons: 3
Coding region: 1-1218 (405 amino acids)
Molecular function (GO): protein binding
Source: RefSeq, a predicted model, not a curated record